CAGUGACAAAGAAAAUUUCCAUAUUCACACAUCGAGUCGAGCUAAAGUUAUUUGCUGCUAGAAAGUUUCUUAAAAAUAAAAAUAUUUUAAAAUAAAUAAAUAUCCUAUCGAAAGGAUAAUGCUAAGUUCUAGUUGUGGCAAAGGCAAAGGCAAUCCCAAGUCCUUUUGGUGGCUUUGUAUCAAGACAAUUAAAAUUGCCACCAAUUAUUUUAAAUAAUGACAAAAAGAAUAAACACGUACCUACAUAAAUGCGUAACAGAAAACCCAUGUGAAGUGAACUGAGCCAAAUUAAAUUUCUUUGUGCUUAACAAAAAUAAAAUACGAAAAGAAAAGAAAAGUUCCCCCUACACAAAAUGAAAAAGAAUUAAUAUAAAAUAAAAGCAGCACUGCAACCGUCACCGUCGUCGAUAGAAGACACGUCGCUCGGGGGGUAAAGACUAAGACACAACAGACAAGUCAGCCCAACAUAUUUAUUAGAUUUUAUUUUGUUUUAUUUUACUGCGUAUUUUGAUUCUAACCCAACAAUUUUCGUUGAAAAUUUUUGCAACUUUGUAUAAAUGCAAAACUCGGUUGAUAAAAAGACGUAUCUAAAGACGUCAAAUUCUUUUAUGUCCUUUUGAGACAUGUUCGAAAAAAUACCAUAUUUUUAAAUUGAAAAUUGAGAACAGGAAAAAUAAAAAUAAUAAUAGAAAAGUGCAUCUAUGGGGGAAGUUGAGGAAGGAAGAGAGACGAAUUGAUAAAGAUAAAAUAAGAGACUAGGGUUACAUCGUACAUAGUGCGGGGGUGAAAAAGAGAUAGAAGAAGUGUCUCGUUUUGUAAUUGUUGUAAUUGUAAUAAUAACAACAACAACAACAAAAACACGCAGCAGAAAUGGUGCCCUGGUUCAACGUAUUUGACGGACUAAAGAACAAAACAUGCAGAUACCUCCUGCAAAGGUAUCUUGGCCAAUUUCUGGAGGAGAAACUAAACCUGGAACAGCUGAAUGUUGAGCUCUACAAUGGCAAGGCAACCGUCAGGGAUGUUGCCCUCAAUUGCAAGUCCUUGAACGAAUUAUGUGAGACCCAAGGAUGGGGUGUCGAAGUAACAGGCGGUCACAUUGGUCUUAUAACAGUCCAAGUACCAUGGAAUGCAAUUAUGACCAAUGACAGUUCCAUCGAAGUGAGUGAUCUUUUUAUAUCCCUACGUCCGGUACAACGUCAAACCGAUGGCAGUUCAAUGCUCGAAUCGAUGUGGUCAUCGGUUAGUAGUUCAAUGCAAUUAGCACAGGAAUGCCUUGAGAAGCAUGGUACCGGCGAAGAAGAUUUUGAAUUUAAUGCACAAAAUAAUUCGAUAGAAGGUCUUGAAAAAUUCGCUCAAACUAUCGAUAGUGUUCUAAAUAGAAUAAAGGCAAAAUGUCUUAAUACAGAAAUAAGACUGGAAUACCUUCCACCGAAGAGCAGCCAGGGCAUAGCUAUAGUAAUUAAAAUUCAAAAUUUAAAUUAUAGAAAUGAAGCAGGUAGCGGUGGCAACGGCAGCAGCGGUGGUGAGGAAGGACAUAAUACUCAAGCGGAUUUGCAGUCGCGAGAAGAGAUCGACGGUGAAGAUGGUAGCCAACAUAUUCAACUCCUUUCGACUUUUGCCACUCACAAUAUAAACAUGGAAGGCAUAACAAUUUAUACAGAGGAAUUUAGGGUUUCACAGCCGAACAAUAGUAAUCCGCUUGUUGAACCAUCACUGGACGAAAGUCGAACACGCACUCCUCGAAGUAAUCUCGAUUUAGAGGCGAGUGUCGAUGAUCCUUUCUAUAGUAUGAUCUCGACGACGACAUCGUCGAUUGCAGAUCAGCACCCUUAUACAGGGAGCUUUAAACGCACACAGGAGUCGGCGAUGGCUGCUUCCCGAUCAUCUAGUUCAUCCUCGUUCUCGCGCCGUUCGAGAACACCAACAGCUUCCACCGCCGACGAUGAAGAAGACACAGAUGCCGAAGAGGAUGACACGGAACAGCCUUUGGUUGAGGUCUAUAGCUCCAAGUGCAUACCGAUUGUACGAAUGGAUGGAAAGCAGGAAAUCAAAAUUAAGAUGAAGCAGACAGAAGAUGUCGCUGGACCGAAAGUGUCGUUGGAUGUUCAACUAGGUGCUUUAUAUGUGUUCUCAACACCACGACAACUCCAUUUGGUGACGAACUUCUGUGAUGCAUUCUUCGCGGAAGACCCAGCCGUUGGCAAGGAGACACCCAGUGCUGGUCGCACUGAUCCGUCACAGCCACAAAUGUCCGGUGGUCUGGGUGCGAAUAAAAAUUUCAGCUCGAACAUGACAGGCAUUCUUGGUGGCCAAGGCAAUUGGGGUGAGCCCGCCGAGGAUUUCAGCUAUCGAGCGACAACGUCCUCAAAGAGAGCCCCCAGUAUGUUCAGCAACGAUGAUGGCCGAUCGACCCUGGGCAGCGAUUACUGUGAGUCUGUGAGUAGUUCAUUAAGCAGCAGUACCACAACGACGUGUUCAUCGAAGUUUGCCCGCAAAGCGGCGAACUUGGAAGCUAGCGGCGAUAUUUCGAAUUUCAAUAUAACCAUAGCUUCUGCGGCGGUGGUUGUUCUGCACGAAGACAUUCUCGUGGCUUGCAGUAGCAGCACUGAAAUGCCAGGCAGUCCGUUGAGCGUGGAGAGCGAGUUGAAUCUCUUGAAGCUCUCCAAUUACUUUUUCUCGUGUAUCGACGAAAAACAAGGAUUGGUUGGGUUCACCUGCCAAAAGAACCAUUUGAAGAUGUAUGCAGCUCCCAUCAUAGCCGAGGGCAUCCAACAACGCAAUAAGAAUUUGAUAUCUAUGAAAUUCACCAUCUCUAUGACACGAGUGGAUCUGCAUGAAGUUCUGGAGAAUGUCGCCACACCACUGUUGGAAUUCGAACGGACUCAGAUGUGCGAUGAAGAAAUCCACAAACGUCCCGAGAUGAUAAUUCAAAUGAAGACCACAACUCCGUCAUUGAAUCCGCAGAGCAGAAAGAGGAAAGUUCCCAUUCCUCCGCGAACAGAAUUCGACAUAAGUCUGGAUAAGUGCACAGUGGAGCUGGAUAUUUCUAUUUACGACCGACUUUCAGCGAUAUUCUGUUCGUCACCGUUUAGUGCGGAUACUCCACCGAUAGAGGAGAUAAAAAAGAACGAAAGUCGACAUUUGGAUCCUAUAAAAGAGUUCAAUGUCACCUCACCCAUAAUGCAGCUAAGGCUGAGGUUCCCGAUUGCGGAUAGUCGGCCGGUUCACGAUCCCAAUCGGGUGCCUUGGUGGAAGCAGAAUGUUCGACCAGAUUUAUUGUUGUUGUCGUUCUAUCAAAUCCGUAUGAAGUUCUCCUCAUUGCUCAUUGAGUUUCUUGCUAAUGAGAUUGAUGUCUAUUAUGUGGAGAGUCAUACGAUUCCUAAAAUUCAUUUAUUCAAGUCGAAUUUGGUGAAUAAUAGUAUACCAACUUUAAAAGAACCAAAUGUGGAUUAUCCAAGAAUUUCUAUUGAGUUCCCCAGCGAAAAGACUUUGAGUACAUUACUUAAGUGCUGUACAGAAGAUAGUGACAGUGCUGAAACAUCGGGCGAGAGCUGUGAUUUGUAUACACGCAGAAGUCGUGAAUACGUGCCCUUUAGUUCCAAACGGGUGUGUCGUCAAAGUGAUACACCACAUCCCAAUAUAAAUAAAGCAGAAUGUGAAACAAUCCUAUUGCCUGGAGAUUCACAAGAAAUGAGAAAGUUUUGCGACACGGCUAUGAAAACUUCAAAGUUGCAAAUAAAAAUCAGUCUUCCGACGGCGUUGAUUCAAGUGAGUUCCAAACAACUCUACGAAAUCAUCUAUAACCGUGUAAAUACCGACUUACUAAUGUGGGAGCCAAGUUCUCCGAGUUUUAUUAGGAAAGCCAAACCACCACCAGCCCCAACGAUAGAACAAAGUCUCCUUAAUAUCGGAAUGAUGGAUUCAAUGUAUGUGCCAUCUACAUCACCCCUUCAUCCCUAUGACACCUAUGACAACGAUGCUAUUCCAACUCCAAAGCAUUACUCAUCGUCUGAGGAUGAUUGUGGCGGUGGUGGUGGUGUCGGCGGUGGCGGUGGCGGUGGCUGUGACCAUGAUAGUGGUGGACCUUCAGACAACGAAUCGGACAGUAUAUAUUACUCGACAUAUGAAAAGAAACGUAGCAAACGUAGUCUUGCCACUCAAGCGGCCAUGAAAACCAGUGGCUGUUCGUUUGAGUUGUCGGUUGGCAAAGGUGUGCUGUCGCUGUUUCCUCCGGUACGUGAUGCCGAGAAUCGGGUCUUACCAAAUCAACUAGGUGAAUUUAGAAUUGCGGUCGAGGACUUUUGUAUAUUCUCUGUGAGUAGAUUUAAUGGCAAUGACAAUAUGGCAUAUCUGUGUUUGCAUACGAAGGAUCUUCAAAUGUUCCAUUGUGGUCUUAUCCCAACAAGAGACAGUGAGCCAGGAUUACCUGAAUUCAAGUGUAUUCCCCAUCACAUGCAAUCAACGUUCUACUCCUCGCCGGCAAAUCUAACAAAAAGUGACAAUGAAGGUAACGUGAAUCGUGAAAUGCUUUCGUUAGCCAUCGAAAUUAAAAAAGUUCCCGAUCAAUCCUUGAAGCGUUUGAAGAUAACUACGGGAAUUCAAAAGGCGACUUUGAGACACAACCCAGCUCUGUCGCAGCACACUUGGUUGAAUCAGUUGAUUGACUUUCUGGAUGUUAUUGAUUAUCCAAUUGAAGGAUACAAACCCUACGGAAUCGUUACUGAGAUCCAGGUUCAUUUAUGGGAUUGUGCCAUUGACUAUCGCCCCAAGAACUUCCCAUUCCGCAGUGUUAUAGAAAUCGGAUCCUUUAUGAUGAGUAGCAAUAUUGUAUCAUCUGUUCCUGGUUGCACAUUGCGUUUUAUUGCCGAGGAGUGUAUCCUUUCAUUGGCUCCUUAUGAACCUAAAUCGAGCAAAUCGGAGAAUAAAGUCACUGCUUUGCCAUCAUCUAAUCUAGUCCCCGUUAUAGAUAUUGGUCUGUUGGAUAUUUCGUUGCGUUUGAAUGAGAAGGCAUCGGAACGUAGUCCGAAACUGGAUCUUCGGACAUCCAUACAAGAUGUCCACAUACGAAGUUGCUUUGAUUCUGGCCGGGCUUUGGCUACUCUCAUCGCCUAUGUGGCCAGUGAUGGAGAUCUGCUGAAUGUCGGCGAUGAUGACGAGAGUAUGACUUCGUCAAUGGAAUCGUCGGUUUACAGUGAUGCUAGUUUAUUCUCGAUGAAGGACCGAAAGAGCUCAAUCCCGGAAAUAUCCGCUCGCCAGCAGGAAAGGGUUAAUCUGAUGAUGGCCGAGGCAGUGCAAGAGACUGUUUCAUCGAGAGCAGCUUUGGAUGAGGAUGCCGAACACAGAUUCGAUCGAGGAGUUGAAGUUUUCUUCUUCCCCGACGAAAGCAAUCAGGGGGCUUUGGAAAAGAAUUCUGCUUCUACUAGUAGUCCUGGUGUUGAUAAGAAACUUGAUGUGCCAGUGUCUUCAUCGAGUGGAGAGCAAAUUAAAGUUUCUCCAGUUCCGGGACUUUCGCGUACGAAUAGCAGCUCCGAUGAAUGGGCGUAUCAAGCCAUUCGACACAGUGGCAGCAGUAAUGAGCUGCAAGAUUUGCUGAAUUUCGAAACGUCUGUGAUGAAGAAUUCGUAUAUCAACCAAGAAGAUGACGAUGACGCUGUUGAGGCGUUGCCCCAAGUCCGAGAGGAGCUCGGCGAUGUUAAGCAAACCGAAAAGAUUCCCCCUGUCAUGAAGAGCAGCAUGGGUUUGGAUGAUGAUUUUUGUGUCAUAGCCGAUGAGGAGAAAUCGUAUUUGUCUCAAUGUGGCAUCCGAGAUCUGGUUAUAUCUGAAGAUCCGUUGCGAAUGGUGGACAAUCAUUUUAAGUUGCCAGCUGGAAAACCCGACCUCCUUCAGGCUCCCGAGAAUUUCCCAAUGGCCGAGUAUCGAUAUACAUUAUGUGAGAUGACGCUAACGUGGCAUUUGUAUGGCGGUCAUGAUUUUCCCCUCCAAUCCACCGAAGUGUCAUCAACAACAGAGGCGAAGGACAAGGAAAAAAUCCGUCCAGAACCACAACCAUCCAUGUCCGAUGCCUUUAAACAUGGUGUUUCGUACUCCAAGGUCACCGAAAGCAUCCAAUACGGCAAGAAACCAAAAGAGAAACUAAGUUGGCGAACAAUCGGUGGAACGAAUCGAAAUCACGAGACAUUGGUGGAAAUUCAACUGUCGAAAGUUCGUUGUUCGCAUGAAGUUUAUCCCACACAAACUACCCAAGCAUCACGUCAGGUCCUUGUUAUAAGUGAACUUGAAGUUCGAGACCGUUUGCAAACUUCCGAGAUCAAUAAAUUCCUGUAUCAUCCGAGUGCCAAGCAUCUGCCAAACAAAAGUUCUCAACACAUGAUUGUUAUCAAGGCCCUGCAUGUGAGGCCUCAUCCUAGUACGAGCAUAUCAGAGGAGUGUUCCCUGCGAAUAUCAUUGCUGCCGUUGCGACUUAAUAUUGACCAAGAUACGCUGCUUUUUAUAGCGCAGUUUUUUAAUGAUUUAAGUUCGUCCGGCGAUGUUGGAAGUGAUGGGGAGGUUUCAUCUACAUCGAGACGGCAAUCAUCCCUGCAGCCACCGGUAAUGAUGGUCGAUGACUUGCCAGAAGCCGUGCAAGAUUAUCAGGCACGUAAAAUGGUCUCAACGAAUUUGGAUUUGUUGAUGGAAGGAGAAGAAAAAUCUCACCGAAAGGAACUGCCAACAGCUGCUGCUGCUGCGGGUUCAACGGCGAAUGCUGCAGAAACAGGGGGCAAAAAAGCUCCGAUUUACUUCCGUGAGGUGAUCUUCAGUCCGGAGGUAAAUAUUCGAUUGGAUUAUCAUGGCAGGCGUAUUGAACUGUCUAGAGGACCAAUAGUUGGAUUUUUAAUGGGUCUGGGGCAGUUGCAAUGUUCAGAAAUUAAAUUGAAGAAAAUUAUCUACAAACAUGGUUUGCUGGGAAUUGAUAAACUUAUAGCACAUCUAUGUAAAGAAUGGCUCCAGGACAUCAAAAAGAACCAAGUUCCUGCGAUUUUAAGUGGCGUUGGGCCAACAUACGCAUUCGUUCAGCUUUUCCAAGGAGUUUAUGAUCUCUUCUGGCUGCCAUUCGAGCAAUAUCAAAAGGAUGGUCGUUUUGUACGGGGACUGCAAUUGGGAGCACAAAGUUUCACAGCAAGAACAGCACUCGCUGCCUUAGAAAUUACCUCUAGGGUUAUACAAUUAUUACAGUUCACUGCUGAAACAGCUUACGAUAUGGUUUCACCAGGUCCGUCAGUACGGAGUAUUCGACAUAAUCGUAAAGGUAAACGUAGGAGGCCCCAUCGCCCGCAAGAUAUUCGCGAAGGAGUAGUCAAUGCAUAUCAAAUUGUCAGAGAUGGAAUAAAUGACACAGCAAAUGCUCUAAUUGAAACGGCAGUCCUAGAGCAUGAUCAAAAAGGAUACACCGGCGCCGUCGGUGGUAUAAUUCGACAAAUACCACAGCUUGUGGUGCAACCUGCAGUCCUCGCCACGCAAGCCACAACAAACAUUUUGGGCGGUGUUAAAAGUUCUCUGGUGCCCGAUGCUAAGCUCGAGGCACGCCAAAAAUGGAAAGAGGACAGUGAUUAGCAGAGGCUUCCAUCACAUCGUUCUCCACACGCUCUCAUCCACCAAUUUUGGAUUUUGAAUAUUUUCAGUUAUUCACCCAAAACCCAACUGAAAAUUUUAAUUUUUAUUUUAAAUUUAAGACAAAGCACUCAUUAUUAUUAUUAUUUCUUUUGUAUGCGCUGUAGUUUUAAGUUGUGCUUGAUGUGUUUAAGUUAAUAUUAAUAUAGUCUCUAAUCUUCUUUUCUAUAAACUUCUUUUUUGUUUUUCUUUUAAACUAUAUCCGCUUUCAAAAAAACACAAAUCGAAAUCACUGACAUCAAAAAAAGAAACAAUUAAAACAAAAAUAUCCAAAUAUAUUGGAAACAAAAUUCUAAAACAAAA
Eupeodes corollae is the source of this 7950-nucleotide messenger RNA. RefSeq names its product autophagy-related protein 2 homolog B. Gene Ontology annotation, cellular component: extrinsic component of membrane; phagophore assembly site. Bases 871 to 7590 code for a protein of 2239 amino acids. Gene Ontology annotation, molecular function: phosphatidylinositol-3-phosphate binding. The record is from RefSeq and is a predicted model, not a curated record. NCBI's taxonomy places the organism in Eukaryota, Metazoa, Arthropoda, Insecta, Diptera, Syrphidae. The transcript has 18 exons. Gene Ontology annotation, biological process: autophagy of mitochondrion; piecemeal microautophagy of the nucleus; reticulophagy.